Molecule: messenger RNA, 897 nt
Organism: Fonsecaea multimorphosa CBS 102226
Lineage: Eukaryota; Fungi; Ascomycota; Eurotiomycetes; Chaetothyriales; Herpotrichiellaceae
Exons: 1
Coding region: 1-897 (298 amino acids)
Biological process (GO): phosphatidic acid biosynthetic process; triglyceride catabolic process
Cellular component (GO): endoplasmic reticulum; lipid droplet
Molecular function (GO): acylglycerone-phosphate reductase (NADP+) activity; triacylglycerol lipase activity
Source: RefSeq, a predicted model, not a curated record
AUGCCUCCCAGGAAACGCACUGUUCUCAUAACGGGAUGUUCUGACGGCGGUCUCGGUGCCGCCCUCGCACUGGCCUUUCACAAACAUGGCGACCGCGUCUUUGCAACGGCACGCAUUCCCUCGAAAAUGUCAUCGUUGCAAGCCAUUGGCAUCGAAACUCUGCCCUUGGAUGUCCUCUCCGAAGACUCCAUCAGGUCUUGCGUGGAGAAAGUGUCAUCUUUGACAGACGGCUCAUUGGACAUGUUGGUCAAUAACGCCGGGGCCGGAUUGAACAUGCCAGUCCUUGAUGUUUCGAUCGCUGAGAUUGAAAGGCAGUUCGAAAUCAAUGUAUUCAGCGCCAUCCGGAUGAUACAGCUGUUUUUCCCGCUGCUGCGCAAUUCAACGGCAGAGCACAAGAUGAUUGUGAACAAUAGCUCCUGUGGUUCGGUUCUAGCCCUGCCGUUCGUGGGACCAUACUCGGCUUCAAAAGCUGCCCUCGCCAGUUUUAGCGAGACAAUGCGGCUUGAAAUGCAAGCAUUCGGAAUCAAGGUCAUUGAUUUACGGACCGCAGGCGUGAGGUCCAAAUUCUGGGCCAACGUCAAUGACGAAAUGAGAUCUAGUUUACCAGAGAAGAGCCCCUACACGCCGGGCAAGGACAUUGUGGAAAAGUUUCUUGCUCAAGGUCCGGACGUAAGUCUCAUGGAUGCGGACGUCUGGGCCAACAAAGUGGUGAGGGAUUUAUCCAAGCGUGGCGGAAAGGGGGCCCCGCAUCAAAUCUGGAGGGGACAAGGAGCGACGUUUGCAUGGUUCGGAACAAAGGUAUUGCCCGUGGGAUGGCUGGAUGUAUUCGUGAAGAAGCUUACGGGGCUGGAUGUUGUGGAGGCGAGAAUAAAAGGGGAGAAGGAAAAGGUGGUAUGA